Messenger RNA from Eruca vesicaria subsp. sativa (arugula), 801 nucleotides. The record is from the annotation of a GenBank genome assembly. NCBI's taxonomy places the organism in Eukaryota, Viridiplantae, Streptophyta, Magnoliopsida, Brassicales, Brassicaceae.
AUGGAAGAGGUUAGAGAGAAGAAAGAUGAUAAAAUGGAGAUGGGAAAAAAACAAUCAUCAGCUAACCAAAACAUUCAAGAUCAUCUUCUUCCUCCUCCGUACACUUACUCCCAAACCGCCGACAAACAGAAACCCACCACCAAAAGAAACGGGUCGGAUCCGGAUCUUGAUACCAACCCAAUUUCUAUAGCUCCAGCUUCAAGGUCACACGCUCACCCGCAAACUACUUCUCCGACAGGAACUGUGAGGUACAAAGAAUGCCAAAAGAACCACGCGGCGAGCUCCGGCGGAAAGGUGGUCGACGGUUGCGGCGAGUUUAUGUCAUCAGGUGAAGAAGGCACGGCGGAGUCACUUCUUUGCGCCGCAUGUGAUUGUCACCGGAGCUUCCACAGAAGGGAAGUCGACGGCAUGUUCGUCGUCAGAUUCAAUAGCUUUGGUCGUCAUUCACAGAGACCGGUCGUUAACCACCAGGUGUCUCCGAUCAUGAUGAGCUUUGGUGGUGGCGGAGGAGGAAGAGAUCCGGCGGAGUCAUCCACGGAGGAUCUCAACAGGUUUCAUCAGUCUUUAAGUGGGAAUGGAGUGGAGCAGUUUCAAUAUCAUCCCAAGAAGCGGUUUAGGACAAAGUUUAAUCAAGAACAGAAGGAGAAAAUGUACGAGUUUGCUGAGAAGAUUGGUUGGAGAAUGAACAAGACAGAAGAUGAAGAAAUUAACCGGUUUUGUCGUGAGAUUAAUGUGCAAAGACAAGUGUUUAAAGUUUGGAUGCACAACAAUAAGCAAGCUGCCAAGAAGAAAGAAACGUAA